Messenger RNA from Diorhabda sublineata, 2768 nucleotides. RefSeq lists its product as uncharacterized. Lineage: Eukaryota; Metazoa; Arthropoda; Insecta; Coleoptera; Chrysomelidae. The record is from RefSeq and is a predicted model, not a curated record. The coding region runs from base 403 to 1464 and encodes 353 amino acids. The transcript is spliced from 4 exons.
AAAUACGAAAGUUUUCAUAACUCUAAUGCUAAUGCCUAAAACUGUAUGUUCUUACAUUUAAUUGGUUAAUUUCUUGUAAGUUUAAAGUUUGUUCCAAAUAUGUAUGUGAAAAAAUUUGUUUCGUACACCACUGGAUUGAAAGAUCGGGCGGCAUCGGAGAUUUAGACAUACAAGAAGAGAAGCUAAUUCACACCGGUAUAUAUAAAUGAAGAAUGCAAAAAUGCUAAGUUAUAAAUGUUUUGAAGCAUUUAAUAACCUAAGUGAAUAUGAAACCCUUGUGAUAAUGUUUUAUGUGUAAAUAAAAAUUGGGUUUAAAAGUAAUUACAAAUAGAUAUAGAAAUGUGAUUUUACUAAUACGAUUAAUAUAAUUUUCUUAAAAAUACAAAAAUUCUAUCUCUACAAAUGAGAACGAAGAAUUUUCUGCUUACAAUAUGCGUGAUGAUAUCUAUAAGCUUAAUUUUUAUUAUAUUUGGCCAAGAAAAACCAGAAAGUAUUCAAAAUAUCGUCUCUACAACAAAUGAACAAAUAAAAAAUUUCAAGGAUAAUCUAAGAGAUGCCGAAACGAAAACUCUUAACGCCGAUGAGAAGUACUUAAAUCUUUUGGGCUUCUCUGAUAAACCUCGUUUAUUCCCGAAAGAUAUAUGGCGAAAUACAUCAUUACCAGUUGUUGUUACUUAUGUGCAAGAGGCUGAAGAGAGCCAAGCUAUUGGAAUUAUUAUCAAUAUCGGUAAAAUGCUCCCCAAUAACACAAUUUUAAUUUAUAAUUUAGGCUUAGAUGACCAGGGGUAUAAAUUGCUCACAAAUUUUUGUAACAAUUCGAGAUGUCAAGUUAUUAAUUUUGAUUUGGCACAAUUUCCGCAACAUGUUAGUAUGAACAUUCUACAUGCGUUUCGUCCUCUAGUAAUUCAGGACGCUCUUCAACGUACCGGAGCAAUUUUCUUCCUAGAAUCAAACUACCGCUUAACCCAAAACGUGAUUACGACAUUAUAUGAAGAAAGAGCUUCACUAACAGGUAUUUUAGCUUGGCCAUUCAACAUAAGAAAUCCCGUAUCGAGUUUAACCCACAAAAAGAUGUUCGAAUAUUUCCACACCGACGCCGACAACUUUUUAUUUCUCCAAAUGGUAAAAGCCGAAGUUCUCCUCGUCGUUAACACUUUAACCAUACAUAAAAACGUGAUGUUACCUUGGGUCCAAUGCGCUUUAACUCAAGAUUGCGUUAUACCGAUCGGAGCGCAAUCUGCCGGAUGUAAAUUCGACAAGAGACCUCAGUAUAGAUAUUCAGGUUGUCAUACUUAUGACACUUCGGCGUUAAAUAUCGUUUUAGGACAGUUGUUCAAACAGAACAGUUCGCAGUAUACUUAUAGUGGACCAGUCAAUGUGUUCAAUACUGUUUCGUUGAGUUUAGCGAACGUUUUACUUAAACAACUCGAGUUGAAUUCCACCACCGAUUUAAUACGCGAUUGAAAUCAUCAGAAAAUGACGUCGGAUAUACUAAUUUAUUAGACUCGUGAUACCAAAAUACAAAUUCAUUCAAAUUUUCGACUUACCCCGGUGUAAUUUUUUAUUAACGAGAUAUACAAGAUGCGUACAGUGUUGCCACAAGUUGUAAAUUGUAUAUUUUUCGAGUAAAGUGAUGAUUGCGAGUCACUUUUUCCAUUUUUGAAAAACAGUUUGCUCAAAAAAAGUUACUUCGGUAAAAUUUUGUUUUUUUUUUAUCCGAAAAAUGUUCUAAAUUAAAAGUUGACAAGUAACAUUUAAAUCGGAAGUCAAAAUAUUCACGUUUAUUGUUCAAAUCCCUCGUAUAAUUCCAAUAUUACGGGGACCCAAUAAUAACCGGAAUAACAUCACAUUGGGCGGUGUAUUUGUAGUAUAUGGAAUUUUUUUCGAUAAUAAAUAUUUUUUUUCAAACAAUUCGGGGUUAUUUUUGGGUUUACCCUUGUAUACAACUUCAAAUUUAUUUUCAGUGCCAUAUUACAUAUCUAACUUUUUAUAUUGAUUAUGUAAAUAUUUAUUCAUUAAUUAGGUUGUUCUAUAUGCAAAAGGUGGUACGUGGCAUUUAAAAAAAGUUUCGAAACUACUCUUGUUCAUCAGACACCACAACCUCCAAACGGGUGUUCCGAAGCAUUUUUAGCAUGAAUUGGAAUCGAUUUCUGAAUCCACAAAUGCUUUCAGUGACUCCAAAGAAAUCAAAUACCGUUUUAGGAGAAUCGAGAUCAAUUAUUAAUUUAUACUUAAAAGAUUCCGAAAAUAAUGUUUCUAUUUUCUUUUGAUAAUCGAAAUUCAUUAAUUGGAAUAAUUAAUUCAUAAAAAAAUCUGAAGGGAGUUUCUAUUUUUUUUUUUUAAUCAAAAUCGAUUUUUGACUCAUUGGCCAUUCUAGUGAUUCCGAAAGAACCGAAAAGCGUUUUACGAGAAUCGAUAUAGAUUAUCAAUUCAUAAAAAAGAAAAAUCGGAAAAUAAAGUUUCUAUUUAAUAGCACGUAAUUAUGUUUCUAUUGGGGUAACUGUCAUCGAUGUAAAUAUUUUGUAAGUGAAAAGUGGCACUUAAGACGUUUUGCAUAAGACCUAAUUUGCUUUUUUUUGUCAUUCUAGUCAUAAAGUAUUAACAUAUCAAUAAUAUAAGAUUAUUGGUUGUUGUUUUCGAAAUUGGACAUAUACAUAUGUCGAUUUUCGAAGAGAACAUUCCAUUGGAGUUUAAAAGUGCUUUGGAGGUGAAUUAAAUGUUCUAUACAAACUUUUUUUUACAAUAAAUAGCUUUUAAUCCAAAAAAAA